Messenger RNA from Stegodyphus dumicola, 7942 nucleotides. It is a transcript of the gene rngo, whose product is annotated as DNA damage inducible 1 homolog rngo. NCBI's taxonomy places the organism in Eukaryota, Metazoa, Arthropoda, Arachnida, Araneae, Eresidae. The record is from RefSeq and is a predicted model, not a curated record. Gene Ontology annotation, biological process: proteolysis. Gene Ontology annotation, molecular function: protein binding; aspartic-type endopeptidase activity.
CAUUCUGGCAACGUCUGAAAACGUAACAGUGUGUUUUUCAUCAGUGCGUAAGCAGGUAUAAGGUUGUGUUUUGAUUACAGUGUUCAAAAUCAGCUAUGAAAAUAACAGUAACAACGUUAACGGAUGUACUUGUCACAAUAGAAGUGAGCCCGGAUAUGGAAUUAGAGAAUUUUAAAGCAUUAUGUGAAUGUGAGGUCGGGUUACCAUCCCAAGAAAUGGUCAUAACUCACGAGGGUCGCCCUCUCCUUGAUAAUAAAAAGGAUUUACGGUCUUAUGGAAUUAAAGAAGGUGAUGUACUCUUGAUUCAACAAAUGCUUCUUCAGCCUCCUUCAAAUCAACUCCCUGAUUUAGGAAUAGAUUUCAGUUCCAUCCAGUUACCGGGAAGUGUAGCUUCUCCCCAGGUAACACCAACUACUCCAACACAGAAUGUAUCAUCUCCCACACAUGCUCGAAGCGAUGAGGUAGAACGUCUUAUGCAGGCUUUAAGAAAUAAUCCUGCUCAGUUAACUCUUCUGAAGCAAAACAAUCCCCGACUGGCUGAUGCAUUCUUAUCAGGGAAUAAAGAGUUAUUUGGGGAAGUUUUAAAUAUCCAGCUUGCUGAAAAAUCAGAACGGGAGAUGAAGCGUAUCCAGAUUAUGAAUGCUGACCCUUUCGAUCCUGAAGCUCAGCGCUUGAUAGCAGAGGAGAUCAGACAGGACAACGUUGAUUCGAACAUGGAAGCAGCAAUUGAAUAUCAUCCUGAAAGCUUCGGCCAAGUGACUAUGCUGUAUAUUAAUUGUAAAGUGAAUGGUCAUCCAGUCAGAGCUUUUAUUGACAGUGGUGCUCAGACAACUAUCAUGAGCCAGGCAUGUGCUGAAAGGUGUGGUAUUAUGCGACUUGUAGAUAAGAGAUGGGCUGGAUAUGCUAAAGGCGUGGGCAUUCAGAAAAUACUUGGCCGAGUUCAUUUGGGCCACAUUCAAAUUAAUGAUGUGUUUUUACAGUCAUCUUUCUCAAUUUUAGAAGAACAAGUAAUGGAUAUGCUAUUAGGUUUAGAUAUGUUAAAACGACAUCAGUGUUGCAUUGACUUAAAAAGAAAUGUUUUAGUAAUAGGAACAACAGGCACUGAAACUCCAUUUCUAAGUGAAGGAGAUCUUCCUAGGAGUGUUUUAACUGAACCUGUAGUACCUGGUGAAAUGGAUACUAGUCCACCUGGCAUUUCAAGUAGUAAUAAUCAAACAAAAGGAAGUUAAUUAUGCAUAUAUCAUAUAUGUUUUAUAGUUUAUUUGAUACUGUAAAAUGAUAUUUUGAAAGAUUAAUCAUACCAAAAAUCAAGAUCAAAUAAGUGGUUUCAUAUUUUAAAACAUCAGUAAUUUUAUUUGUAUGCAUUAUGAAUUUAUAUUAAUAUCAUCUCGUGAACUUACUUUCUAUAUCAUAUUCAUAUAAAAUGUGUGGUUUUUUUUCCUUUACUGGUAAGAUCUGUAUUAGAGAGAAUAAACUCAGUGUAAUAUUUACUUCUGAAAGUUAUAGUAUUUACACUGAAGCUUACUUGUGAUACAUUUAAGUCAUCUAUACAUAUGUGAACAAUUUACAAUUGCUUUAGCACAAUUUUGCUCAAGAUAUUUUGUAAUUUGAAGAAUUUGCUUAAUGUAACUUUGAAAAUUACUAUCAAUUGUACAAAUGUUUUCAAGCUGCUUUUCCAGUUUUUUAAUAAGACAUUUUUGUUGCUAGUAACUUCAAUGCAUAAAAUGUCAUUUAUGAAAAUGACUUUUUACUAAAACUGAAUUAUUUUUAUUAUAUUAAUUAUAUGAAUGUUUUCAGAAUACAGCAUAUUAUAUAUAUUAAAACUCUGAAAUGCUAUGAAUGUACUAUACAGUUUUGAGUAUUCAGAGUACUAAAAUGUAUUGAAUGUCAUUUACUGCUUUACUUUAAAAUAAGACCUUCCAUACAUACACUUUAGGAUAACUUGAGAAAUAAAAAUGAAUAUUAAAUAAGAGCAUAAUUCUAAUUAGAAUAAAAGGACACAAGCUAAUUAAACCAAAAUAUCUUACUAUGAUAACUGCCAACUGUCCCAGUAGGUCAUUUGAAUCUUCCAGUUUUUAAUUUUUACCCUUUUACCAAGGAAAAUGGUUCUUUUGAAUUAAUGAUACUUAAAAUAGGCAAAUUUCACUCUUUCACCUGUAAUGAUUUUCAUAGUAAAUUUUAAUUCAUCUGAAUAUUUUUUCUUGUUACAUUUUAUUGUAAUGCAAUUGUAAUUUUUAUGCAAAGAUUCAGGCAAUGUUUAAUCAAUUAAUAUUUGUAUAUAAUUUUGUUUACCUCUAUAUGUGGGAUAUCAUUAAAUUUAUCCACAUGAAUACUAUGAACUUUAAUUAUUAUUUUCAUCAUAAUUUGAUAAAUUAAAGUUUCCUUUCACUGCUUAGAAUUUACUUGGCAUAAAAAUAUAAGAAAAUUACAAAAUGAAAUUAACCAAAGAACAUAAAAUUUAGAAUAUCCAAUUAAAUGCUAAUAUUUCACAUCAGAAAUGAAUUAACAAUAUUUUAAUAACUUGGAGCAUGCAUUAUUAAUUGAAUUAAUAAUAAUAAGUUUGCAGUUCCUUUGAAAUUGUAUUGCUGUGCAACAUGAAGUACAGCUUCCUACCUUUUAAGAUUUCAAGUUUGGGAUAUGUGAUAUAGAAAUAAAAUUUAGGAAAAGUUAGUAAUAUAUUUUUAUCUAUGUUUUCAGAGCCUGUGACCAAUUUGAUAAAUGAAAGCCUAAACUGAACUUACUUAGUUAAAUAUGGCUAUUAUAAUUAGUGAAAGUUAAGCAAUUGAUGUGUAUAGUAACAUGUACAGUUUGUUUGGUAUUUAAACAGUUUAAUUAUUCUGUGAAUUAUGAUAGUUAAAUUCCCUUUUCUUAAUUGUUAUUAAUUUUAAUAAAGUAUGCAUUUACGAGAACCAAUCCAAAUUUUAAAACAAAACUACUGCAGAAAAAAAAAGGAGUCUUAUUUUCCAAUAAAUAAGGUAUAUAUUAUUCAAAUGCUUGAGUUAUUUUUUAAGAUAUGCUUUUACCUCAGAUUGAACAUCAUGAAUUUUUAAUUAUUAUUUUUUUUUUUAGGUAGACAAAUAUGAAAAUAAACUGUAGCAUAUGCCUUCCCCCUUCUUUCUUUAGAUUUGAGUAUAAAACUAGUUUAUUUUCUUAUAUUUAAUGCUAUUUAUAAGCAUCUAUCAGUUAUAAAAUGAUAUGCCUCAAUAAUUAUAUCAUUUAUCAUAUAAUGGUACUUGUCAUCUGUAGCGGUCUUUAUAAGAAAGUGGAUUUGGCACAUUUCUUCACGCUGAACUAUGACCCCCCCCCCAGAAAUAAUCUUUAAAAAAAUAAUUUUUUUGGUAUGCUUUUGUGUUUUUUUAGUAAAUGGCUAACAAAAUUUUAAAAAAUAACAAAUAGAAUUUUCCAUUAUAUUUAAUAAUAAAUAAAAUUUCUAGCAUGUUUAUAUAUGUUGUUAUUUUAAAUAACUUGCUUGCAUAAUUGUACUAAAUACAAUAACUAAUGUAUAUCUUUAAUAAGGGUACUUACAUGCUAUUGCAACCACCUUAGUAGAAGUCACCAAAUUUUCAGAAUGUGCCGAACUCUGGCAACCAUGUUCAUAAUAAUACUUCAGUCAAGCAGCUUCUUUUUGUUCAUGAUAUUAACUCAAUUUUAUCAAAUUUCAAAGUAUCACUUGCAGAAUUUGCCAGUGAUGCAGGAAAUUAAAUUAAAAUUUCUGGAGGAAUUUAAUAUUUUUCCACAAAAUCUCGAAAAGGAAAAAUGAGAUGCCCUUGAUUGAUAACUGGUGUGCAGUGCUGAGUUUAUGCAAGUCUCUUAUCUAUUUUUAAAUGAAAACAGAUCAAUAUGUAUAUGGGAUGAAGAAGAUGUCUAAAAAUUAGAGGAGGAAUUUUCAAAAAAAGUUUGUGUUUUAUUUUUUAAUGUACCAUAUAAUCCUUAUUUAUUAAUUAAAAUUUGCAUUUUAAAUUUUUAGAGUGUGUUUUCUUUUGAUAUGUUGAUAGUGUUUGGAGACUUAUAAUAAAUAUUGAUAGCUUGCUUUUUUUUUUUUUUUUUUUUAAUGACAAAAUUGCCACCUUGCACUUGAUUUUAACUUUUCAAUCUAUAAAAAAUAAUAACCAUAUUGUGCCAAAGUUGUUCCGUUAAUAUAUAAGUACCUAAAUAAGUUCUGCUGAAUUAUACUGUUAUUUUAAAUAAACUGUUGAUAAGAUUAUAUUAAAUGUGAUAAUAAAUAUGAGUUUAUAAUUAAAUUCCUUCUAUAUAUCUGUAGCACGAAAGGCCAAUUUAUCGUUUGUUGCAGUCAAUUUCAUUUUCAUGGAUGCUUUUAUAAUAUUUGGCAACAAAUCACAUUUUCCUAACCCUCUGACCGGCAUUAUAUGAGCAGCUGCUUGUAUAAUUAUAGGCAAGUCCUCAUAAUUACCUGGGGCUUAGGAUCCCAUGUUUUAAAGUUUCAUGGUCUCAAAUUCUAAUCCUAUUAUUUUCUUUCAGAACAAUGAGGGAAAAAAAGAAGUAUAAAAAGUGUGACUAAUUAAGUGAAAUAUUAUGGGUGGGAAUCAUAUCUUUACAAUGAUUUGUUAGCUGAGGAAGUAACUAUUAUGGUAAUCAAUGUGAGGAAAAUAUAUUGAGCUGUCUAAUCAUUUAAUGCAUUUUAAGAGUAAUAAUAUUAAUAAAUAUAUCUUUUAUUUAACACAUAGCAUUGAAUUAAAAAUCUUCAAAUUGUACAUCUUGCCUGUUAAAAUUUAUUUUGUCUGAAAUUGUAUUAAGAAUCAUUCUAUAACAAAAUUUUAAUUAUUAGCUUUGUUUUUUCUUCCUUCUAGGGCAAGUAAAAUUAAACUUUCUAAUUUUUUUAUUUUAAAAAUACUGCAGUACAUAUUUUCAAGAAGCUGUUAAAUUAAUUUAGAUGAAUGUGUUUAUUAAUUUAGAUAAAUGUGUUUGAUGUAUAAAUUGCCUUCAGUGUUCAGGAAAUAAGAGUCCAUAAACAAUGUCUGCUUAUAAAUGCUUUUCCGUGGUCCAUUUUGACAUUUUCAUCGAAAUGGUAAGUUCUUUUAAGCUGUAAUUACAAAACUUUAAUAACAUGCAAAGAAGAAUAAAAAGUUUUUUAUUUCCGAUUUUGAAUGUAAGUCUGAAAUAAUUCCAUAAGAAAUUAUCAUAUUGAAAAAAUCCAAAAGAAGAUAAAAUUAAGAAAGGCUUUGCAACUCAAUAAAAUUUUGUUGAACAUCCAAUAGAAUGAUAAAAGAUAACACUCAGAAUGCAAAAUGAAAGAUGGUUUGAAAGCACUGCAGUAGACUUCCUCUUAUCUAGUCCAUUAUAAUAGACUGAACUUUUAUUAAGAAUUUUUUCUACAAAUAAACUUUAUGUAAUUACUUCUAGGAAAAUAUUUCAGAAGUAACGUAAACCAUUACAGGAUCAUUUUUUAUACAUCAUUCAGGAAAUGAAUUAAAAUAUAGGCAUUGCUUAGCAUACUUUUCGAAACUCUCAAAUUUAUUCUUCAGUUGGUGAUUAUGUAUUUUUUAUAAUAGUUGUUAUGUAUACACAUUAGUUUUUUUUAUUUGCCUCUUUUAAUUUACAUUAAUUUGAAUUGCCAUAAAUGUUCACAUGAAAAUUUUUUUAAUGGUACUUUCGUAGUGGUUAAGGGAACUGACUGCAAUACUUAAGGGCCCAGGUUCAAAUUCCAGAGAAGGCAUGAAUAUAAAUUGUCUGUCCCUUCAUAGGAGAUAAUGGUGGCCGCCUAUUACGUGCCUCUACACUAAAAUUGCAACUACUUAGGAGUGGCCAAUGCUGAAAAAAGGCAAGUGUCUACCAUUCGAAAAAGUGUUAAAGCAGCCAGCACAUAUGUAAGUCUGGUGAAUUUGAAAUUUGCAUAUUACAAACUGGGUUAUUAAAUUUGCCAGAGGUAACAAUUAAGUAGGGUGGUCACUUUAAAAAGGAAGUACCAAAAAAUUGUUUUUCCAUAAUAUACAUACAUAUAUCUUUUUCUGAUGAUUUAAAACUUAUAAAUGAUGUUCUGUGUGCUCCUACAAUUGAACUGAUCAUUCAUUUAACCACUUCCUUGAAAGACUGGAUAAUGAGCCUUGAGUACAAAAUUUCAGGAAGUGUCAAACUUCUAGUAAUAAAUUUUUGAGGAUGUUGGUUGCAAAGUCUGAUGCUAAAGGUUUUCGGGAAAUUUGACAAAUUCAUAAUAUAUAGUCCUACUGAAUUAGUUAGCAUUCUUCUUAUUUAAGUAACUCUUAACAUUAAUUAAUUUUAAGAUUUCUAUGAAGAACAUUGCUCCUUAUGCAAUAGCAUACUCUUUUAAUCAUCUAAUUUAUUUUCGGGGAUUUGUAAAUUUAUGUCGGAGAAUUUAUUUCGAAGGAUUCAUAAUUUCUUAGUAUAACUUUUCAUACUGCAUGCUGAUUUUGUUGGAUCAUUUGUCAUUUUAGAAGAAGUAACAUGAACUAUAGCAUGAGUAUGUCACAUCUUAAAUGUUACUGUGAAAGAGCAAUAAUCUAUAGUCCAUGUUUUGUUAACUAAAUAGAAAACUUGUUGAAAUUCAUUAACAUGGUCUUUUAUUUGUCCAUCAAAUUGAAAAUAAGUUCAUGUUUCUGGACAUCACGUCAAAAGCCUUAUCCCACUGUAUAAACAGUAAUUUUUUUUUUUUUAUUGGUACGUGUUAUUACAGUAUCUGAAUUAUUUGCCAUUGACACUAUUGCAGAUUGCUCAGUGAUUUUCUUUCUUUUGUGAUUAAAGCCUGCUUUACUUCAUAUUUGUCUAUGAUUUGAAUUAUUUCCAGUCUCUUCAAGCUAAAUCAAAGGAGCAAAAUAUGAUUGAAAAAUGAGGCAAAAACUGUAAAAAAGUCGUUUUCUGCAUAACUCUGAUAUUUUCUAAAAUAUGAGAUUCUUUUCAGAUAUAAGUUAAAAUUUAAUUGCAACAUUACAUCAAAUACAAAAAUCAAGUAGUUGUUCAAGUUCAAAUAUUCAGCUCAACUAAUUUUGAUUAUGUUAAACGUUUAGGAUAUUGGAUUACUUGGGUUACAAAAAAUUGCAUGAAGGCUAUCUGCCUAGGGUUGAACAUGCCUUUGUGGAGAACUCUGUAAGGAAAACUUAUAUCCAUCUUAUGUAAACCUUGAAAACUCUCAGCCAGCCAAUUUCCCAGGAUUGAAUUGAACUACCAAUGUUCAGUGAUUUUAUCGAUCGAUCACUGAUGGGCCAAAAGUCUAGGGGGGAAUGUUUGUUUAAAGAAUCAAAUUUACAUAUGUAUUAGUUUUUAAUCCUUUAAAUAUCUGGAUUCUGUGAAGAAUAUUUUGCCACAUUCAAUUUCUUAUAAUUGAUUAUUUAUUAGUACACAUUUGAGUUAUACAUUUUAUAUGAUGGAAUAUUCAAGAUAUAUAAUUUUAAAUACAUUUUUAGUACAUUGAAAUUGUUUAUGCUCACACACAUACAUUGUGUGCCUUAUAAUAUUUAAAAUUAAGUGUUAUAUAUGAAGUUCCUGAUGUACCCUGUGGUAAGCUUGUAUUUUUUUAAACAGUUCUAUAAGUUUCAUGAUAUGAAAUAUUUAUGAUAAUAAAUGUUUUUUUCAAUUAUAUAAUUUUUUGAGAAUUUAUAUGUUAAUAUGAGUAACAGUAUUAUCUGUAAUUUUAUUAUUUUAAUUGUAGAUAUGAAGUUAAAAUUCUAUGGCUAAGAAUUUUUUAUUUUUUAUACACAUACAAAUUUUAUUUUUUGUUUACUUCCUGAAAAUAAAAUAUCAAACGAAUUAUGCAAUUUAAAAAGCCAAUUUAGUAAAAGGGAAUGCAUAUUAUGCAAUUGUGCAAUUUGUAUGGCCCCCAAAAUAUGACAGGUGCAAAGUUAUGUUUUUGUCCAAAAGAGGAUGAUUAGAAAAGUAAAAUAAUAAAAGUUUAUAUAAAUAAAAUCUUAUUGUGUAUUUUAUCUUGAUUGGAAAAAAAUAAACAAGUACAAUAAAAUACUUUUUAAUGGCA